AACCAGCUAACCUAAUAUAUAGAGGAGACAGAUCAUUACAGUUGUAAUUGUAAAAGUUGUUAUUUCUUCCUGGAGAGUGUCGUGGAGAUAUUAUCAAAGACUUGUUAUCUGUGAUAUUAUCUUUUUAGCCGUGGAAAAAAAGACAAGCUACAUGCUAUCGUGCACAGUAAAGAUAAUACAAAACAAACAGUUCUUGAUUUGUACUUGUACAUAUUUAUUUUCACAAUUAAGAAUUUAAAAAGUGUUGAAGUCAGAAAUGGAAUCAUACUCAAAAAUUUUCCUAGAUGAAAAUCAUGACAGAGUAAAGAUGGAAAUGGGAGAAGGUGCUGAUAGCUAUGAGAAAGGAAACUCAUAUGACUUGGAUUUUCAGUACGAGUCUGAUGGAGAGGAUAUUGAGGAUAAAAAGACUGAAAUCAUGGAUAUUGUUCAUCAUUACACUGAUGAGAAAGGAAUAAGAUUGUCUUUCAAAUAUGAAACAGGUGACUUUGCUUUCAACCAGAAAAGCAAUCUCGAAGGGCAUAUAGAUGCUGUUCAUUUGAAUGAAAGAGAACAUAAAUGUCACUUAUGUGGGUUUGCAGCCAAUCAGAAAAGUAACCUCAAAAUUCAUAUAGAUUCUGUCCAUUUGAACAUAAAAGAAUUGAAAUGUCACUUAUGUGAGUAUGCGGCAAGCAAGAAUGAAACCCUUCAAAAUCAUAUUGAUGAUGUCCAUUUGAAUAAAAAAGAACAUAUAUGUUCCUUAUGUGAUUAUGCAGCCAACCAGAAAGUUCAACUCAAAAUUCAUAUGGUUUCUGUCCAUUUGAAUAAAAGAGAACAUAAAUGUUCCUUAUGUAAUUAUGCAGCCAAUCAUAAAUCUUAUCUCGAAAAUCAUAUAUAUUCUGUCCAUUUGAACAUAAAAGAAUUUGAAUGUCACUUAUGUGAGUAUGCUGCAAGCAAGAAAGAUACCCUUCAAAAUCAUAUAGAUUGUGUCCAUUUGAAUAAAAAAGAACAUAAAUGUCAUUUAUGUAAUUAUGCAGCCAACCGGAAAGUUUAUCUCAAAAAGCAUAUAGAUUCUGCCCAUUUGAACAUAAAAGAAUUUGAAUGUCACUUAUGUGAGUAUGCUGCAAGCACGAAAGAUACCCUUCAAAAUCAUAUAGAUUCUAAUAUAAGCGAAUUAUUAUAUUUCAAAAUGAAAACUAUCAACGGAGCGGAGACCAGAGCUGAAACGUCUACAACAGAGAGGAUAUUGCAAACAACUGAAAUGGAGACCCUAAGAACAAUAACGGGAUACAAACUGGUGGACAGACAGAGAAAUUCUGUUAUAAGAGAGAAAUGCCAAGUGGACCAUGUGGUCAGAUGGAUAAGGAAGAGGCUGAGAGAGUGGAACCAGUAUGUGGACAGAAUGAGACUAGGCAGAAUGGCAAAGACCACCAGAGACAACAAACCCCUCGGAAGAAGAACCAUCGGACGACCACCAAAGCAAUGA
This is a messenger RNA of Harmonia axyridis, 1462 nucleotides long. RefSeq names its product zinc finger protein 596-like. The record is from RefSeq and is a predicted model, not a curated record. Gene Ontology annotation, biological process: regulation of transcription by RNA polymerase II. Gene Ontology annotation, cellular component: nucleus. The transcript has 3 exons. Bases 257 to 1462 code for a protein of 401 amino acids. Gene Ontology annotation, molecular function: DNA-binding transcription factor activity, RNA polymerase II-specific; RNA polymerase II transcription regulatory region sequence-specific DNA binding. Lineage: Eukaryota; Metazoa; Arthropoda; Insecta; Coleoptera; Coccinellidae.